This is a messenger RNA of Cetraspora pellucida, 397 nucleotides long. NCBI's taxonomy places the organism in Eukaryota, Fungi, Glomeromycota, Glomeromycetes, Diversisporales, Gigasporaceae. The record is from the annotation of a GenBank genome assembly.
UAGAAUUUUAACAACACAAGAACUAGAUAGACUCAAGAAGGUGCAUAAUCUAUGUGUAGAAUUAGAGACAAAUGGUGCACUAAGUAAAAUGAAAAACUCAAUUGAAGCACAGUAUGGGCUAAUAAGUAUGACAACAUUAAAAUUUGAAAGAAGACUUAAAGUAGGUUGGAGUAACAGAAUGAUGAAAAUAUGUGCUCUAAAGCAAAAACACCAUGUAGAUGCAAUAAAGAAAGAAAUUGUUGCAAAAUUUCAAAAAGCAUUAACAAAAGAAAAAGCCAGGCUUCGAAAGAAAAAAAAGGAAAAAAGAAGAGCCCAAGCACAGCAAUCAACGCAUCAAAUGAUAAAGAAAAAAAUUACAACAAAACAGAUUGUGAAUAGAAGUAGACAAAAAAUGUGA